AUGGCCCCCAAACGAAAAGCGAGCGCUCUCGAAGAAAACAGCGCCGAACAGCCAACACUGCGUCGCUCCGCUAGAGCCAGAGGAGCAGCGAUUGCCGACAAGGCAUUGGUUCCAUCGUCUGCUCAAGCCGGCAAAGAGUCGCCGAAAGUAGUGGCCAAAAAUGCCAAACGCCGGCGACCUACAGGCAAGGACAAGGCCAAUGGUGCUGACAGCAAGGUUUCCGACUCGGGAUCACCGGCUACUGCUGGAAAUAUAUCAGAGUCAACCGAGGAUGUUGCAGGGACGGGCGACGGCAACAGGCAGUAUUGGCUAAUGAAGGCCGAGCCAGAGCCACGUUUUGAGCGCGGUGUCGAUGUGAGCUUCUCUAUUGAUGACCUGGCCGCAAAGUCGGAGCCGGAACCUUGGGAUGGUAUCCGCAACUAUGUUGCACGAAACAAUUUACGUGCGAUGAAGAAGGGCGACUUGGCCUUCUUUUAUCAUUCAAACUGCAAGGAGCCUGGAAUCGUAGGAACGAUGGAGGUUGUCCAGGAGCAUUCACCCGAUUUUUCCGCACAUGACUCUAAAGCGCCUUAUUACGACGCCUCUUCAAAGCCUGACAACCCUAAAUGGAGCGUUGUUCAUGUCGAGUUCCGGAGCAAGUUUGCUGCACCCAUUACGCUUAAGGAACUGCGAGAAUUGGGUUCCGGGCCUGGAAAGCCACUGCAGAACAUGCAGAUGCUCAAGCAAUCCCGCCUGAGCGUUAGCAAGGUCUCCGAGGACGAAUGGGAACACCUUAUGGGCAUAGCAAAAGAUAAGGGCCCCAUUCGAACAGCCGGUGUUUGA
This is a messenger RNA of Pyricularia pennisetigena, 822 nucleotides long. RefSeq lists its product as uncharacterized. The transcript is spliced from 4 exons. The record is from RefSeq and is a predicted model, not a curated record. Gene Ontology annotation, cellular component: nucleus. The coding region runs from base 1 to 822 and encodes 273 amino acids. NCBI's taxonomy places the organism in Eukaryota, Fungi, Ascomycota, Sordariomycetes, Magnaporthales, Pyriculariaceae.